AUGGCCAAGGAAGCUUCUCUAUGCCUCUUGUUCCUCUCUUUUUUCAUUAUCUGCUGUUCGGGUACUGUGGUGGGUUUUUCAUUUCGGGAGAGAGGAGACACUGCAUUUUCAACAUCUGCUGGAACCACAUUCCUCAAGAAAAACAAGAUCUCUCAAUCUCAGAUUCGAUUCUUUGUAACAGAUCAUAAGAUUUUGAGCACUCUGACUAACUCCGAUGUGUCAGUUGAUUUAUUCUUAAAUAAAAUCCGGGUUGAAAAUCUUGUUUCUUCAAAAUCAUCUGGAGUUUCAUGGCUAAAUGCUCAUCUUGUAAACAUUCUUCCACAAGUACACAUCAGAAGCAUCAUUGUCAGUUGUGGCAGGGAGUGCUUAGGCCAAAAUGAGACAACUUUACUUUUAUCUAUUCUGGAAUCAAUGCAUUCAAUUCUCAGCAAGCAUCAAAUAAGCAGGGAAGUAAAAGUCUCAGUAGCAUUUCCACUGUCAUUCUUAGAGAAUUUGAAUGCAUCAUAUGAAAAUGAUCUCCUAAGGAUUCUUUGGUUUAUGAAGAAAAUAAAUUCAUUUAUCAUGAUGGAAGACAGCAUGGAUGGGGAAUUAAGCAUGGGGGAUCACUUUGUUCAGUCUGUUAUUAAACGAGCCACACUUGCUGCUUCUAUUCUUCCAUGCAAAGAUGUUCCCGUGGUUCUGACAAUCAAGGGCUCAGUUAUUCCAAGUUCAAUGGAAUUAGCUCAAUUUAGUGAGGCAGUAUCCAAAUAUAUUGAAGCAAGAUCUCAUAUCACAAAAAGGAUAGUUGCAUUAUAUGUAGAAGUACACACCACCGAAUAUUUUGUACAGAAUGAGCUCAAAAUAGAAGAGGAAGAGAUAUUUCCUUUGUCCUACAGAGAAAACCUAAGCAAAGUCCAUAUCAGAAGAACUCUAGAUGAAACAAACAACUCACCCCCCAUAAAUCCAACGUCAGAUACACCAGUUGUCACACCUCCAGAUACACCAACCAUCAUCGCAGUUCCUUCCACCAAUCCUGUCACAGUUUCUCCCACCAAUCCAGCUGCAACACCUAUGACAGUUCCUUCUACCACACCUGUUUCUUCAACCCCAACAAAUCCAACCAAUUCCCCAGUACCUGUCACCAAUCCGGUUACAACUCCCAUUACAGUUCCAGGGGCACAACCUGUGACUUCUUAUCCACCCCCAUCAGGAAGUGUUCCUGUGACGACUCCUCCCCCAAACACAACUGCUCAAGCCAUUCCGGGGCAGAGCUGGUGUGUGGCAAAGACUGGAGUUCCAGAAACUACUCUACAAUCAGCACUGGACUAUGCUUGUGGAAUGGCAGGUGUAGAUUGUUCACAAAUACAGCAAGGUGGGAAUUGUUACAAUCCAAAUUCCAUCCAAAACCAUGCUUCUUUUGCCUUCAACAGCUACUACCAAAAGAAUCCUGCUCCAACAAGCUGUGACUUUGGAGGGGCUGCCACUAUAGUUAACACCAAUCCGAGCUCGGGUUCUUGCAUUUACCCAUCAUCAUCAUCUUCAGGAGCAGGCACAUCCGGGUAAGUGAAAGGCUAGGCUUUCAUUGCUGCAAGAAUUCUUUGGUACCAUUAAGCCUUGAAGAUACUAAUCAUGGUCCUUUAUAAUACCAUAUUUUGCAGCUCUGGUAUCUCACCUUCAGUUAUUGGGUCCCAAAGCCCUCCUCCUGAUUUAAGU
Molecule: messenger RNA, 1692 nt
Organism: Gastrolobium bilobum
Lineage: Eukaryota; Viridiplantae; Streptophyta; Magnoliopsida; Fabales; Fabaceae
Product: glucan endo-1,3-beta-glucosidase 3-like
Exons: 3
Coding region: 1-1542 (513 amino acids)
Biological process (GO): carbohydrate metabolic process
Molecular function (GO): hydrolase activity, hydrolyzing O-glycosyl compounds
Source: RefSeq, a predicted model, not a curated record